AUGAAAUUCUCACGUGUUGCUAUACCUGGAGUCAAAAAUGUCAUAACUCUUUGUAGUGCUAAGGGUGGUGUUGGUAAAUCUACUUGCUCUGUUAAUGUGGCACUUGCGUUGAAAAACAUGGGAUGUAAUGUUGGAAUUGUAGAUGCAGAUAUCACUGGACCAUCUAUUCCAACUAUGAUGGGUGUAGACGCCUCGCAAGUGGAGACAUAUCGUGUGGCUGGAAGUGAUAGAUUUGCUCCACCGAUGAACUUUGGUGUAAAAGUAAUGAGUAUGGGACUUGUGGUUCCCUACGAUGAGGCUAUUGCUAUACGAGGACCGAUGGUAAAUAAAUACAUUCGGGCACUCUUAUUCCAAACAGACUGGGAUGAGCUGGACUAUCUCGUUAUUGAUAUGCCACCUGGAACAAAUGAUGUACACUUGACAAUAACACAAGAAGUGGUGUUAACAGGUGCCGUUAUUAUUUCUACACCACAAAAAGUAGCUUUAGUAGAUGUUCGACGUGGUAUUGACAUGUUUGCUGCUGUUAACACCCCAGUUUUAGGUAUCGUUGAAAAUAUGAGUUAUUUUUUAUGUUCUAAUUGCGGUGAAAAACACGAUUUAUUUGGUAUGGGUGGGGUUCAGAAAACCGCCGAAGAACUUGGAGUGCCGUUCCUUGGGGAGAUUCCCUUUGUGCAGCGUAUAAUGAAAGAAACAGAUGAUGGAUAUCCUCCUGCAUUGCGUGGGGAUUCCACAUUAGAGGCAGCUAAGCCUUUUUACACUCUCGCUCAACGCAUACAUUCCAUUGUGACAAAACUAAAAACCAAAGAAGGAGAAGGUGAACUCCCUGGACCGUCCAUUAUAUUUAACGGAUAA
Molecule: messenger RNA, 852 nt
Organism: Trypanosoma theileri
Lineage: Eukaryota; Euglenozoa; Kinetoplastea; Trypanosomatida; Trypanosomatidae
Product: putative MRP protein
Exons: 1
Coding region: 1-852 (283 amino acids)
Biological process (GO): iron-sulfur cluster assembly; mitochondrial respiratory chain complex I assembly
Cellular component (GO): mitochondrion
Molecular function (GO): ATP binding; ATP-dependent FeS chaperone activity; 4 iron, 4 sulfur cluster binding
Source: RefSeq, a predicted model, not a curated record